GCGGCGGCGGCGGCGGCGGCGGCAGCGGGGCCCGCGGCCCCCCCCGGCGGCCCCAUGAAGGAGCCGGACGCGAUCAAACUCUUCGUGGGGCAGAUCCCGCGGCACCUGGAGGAGAAGGACCUGAAGCCCAUCUUCGAGCAGUUCGGCAAGAUCUACGAGCUCACCGUCAUCAAGGACAAGUACACCGGCAUGCACAAAGGAUGCGCCUUCCUGACCUACUGCGCCCGCGAGUCGGCCCUGAAGGCGCAGAGCGCCCUGCACGAGCAGAAAACGCUCCCGGGGAUGAACCGGCCCAUCCAGGUGAAGCCGGCCGACAGUGAGAGCCGAGGAGAGGACCGCAAGCUGUUCGUGGGGAUGCUCAGCAAGCAGCAGGCGGACGAGGACGUGCGCAAGAUGUUCGAGCCCUUCGGCACCAUCGACGAGUGCACGGUGCUGCGCGGCCCCGACGGCACCAGCAAAGGCUGCGCCUUCGUCAAGUUCCAGAGCCACGCCGAGGCCCAGGCCGCCAUCGCCGCCCUCCACGGGAGCCGCACGCUGCCGGGCGCCUCGUCCAGCCUGGUGGUGAAGUUCGCGGACACGGAGAAGGAGCGGGGCCUGCGGCGCAUGCAGCAGGUCGCCAGCCAGCUGGGCAUGUUCAGCCCCAUCGCCCUCCAGUUCGGGGCCUACAGCGCCUACACGCAGGCGCUGAUGCAGCAGCAGGCGGCCCUGGUGGCCGCCCACUCGGCCUACCUCAGCCCCAUGGCCACCAUGGCCGUCCAGAUGCAGCACAUGGGCACCGUCACCCCCAACGGGCUCAUCGCCACCCCCCUGCCCCCCUCCUCAGGAACCAGCACACCGCCGGCCAUGGCCGCCACCCCGGUGCCCGCCAUCGCGGCCCCGCUGAGCGUCAACGGGUACAGCCCGGUGCCGGCACAGCCCGCGGGGCCGCCUGCCCCCGAGGCCGUCUACGCCGGGGGUGUCCCCCCGUUCCCAGCCCAGAGCCCCGCCGCCCCCGGGGACCCCCUGCAGCAAGCCUACGCCGGCAUGCAGCACUACACAGCCGCCUACCCCGCAGCCUACGGGCUGGUGAGCCCGGCCUUCGCCCCCCCAGGGCCCCUGCUGGCCCCCCCGCCCCCCCCGCAGCAGCAGCAGCGCGAAGGCCCCGAGGGCUGUAACAUCUUCAUCUACCACCUGCCCCAGGAGUUCGCCGACACCGAGAUCCUGCAGAUGUUCCUGCCCUUCGGCAACGUCAUCUCCGCCAAGGUCUUCGUCGACCGCGCCACCAACCAGAGCAAGUGCUUCGGCUUCGUGAGCUUUGACAACCCGGCCAGCGCGCAGGCGGCCAUCCAGGCCAUGAACGGCUUCCAGAUCGGGAUGAAGCGCCUCAAGGUGCAGCUCAAGCGGCCGAAGGACGCCAACCGGCCCUACUGAGCCCGGUCCGGAGGUGCCAGAGGAGCACCCUUGGGUGCCCCCCCCCCCCAGUUGCAGAGCUGCCCCCCCCCCCGGUACACCCCAGUGGUGCCCGUGGGGGGCUCAGUCCUGCGGGCGGGGGGGGGGGGGGGGGG
Molecule: messenger RNA, 1544 nt
Organism: Cygnus olor (mute swan)
Lineage: Eukaryota; Metazoa; Chordata; Aves; Anseriformes; Anatidae
Gene: CELF3
Product: CUGBP Elav-like family member 3
Biological process (GO): regulation of alternative mRNA splicing, via spliceosome; mRNA splice site recognition
Cellular component (GO): cytoplasm; nucleus; ribonucleoprotein complex
Molecular function (GO): mRNA binding
Source: RefSeq, a predicted model, not a curated record